AUGGGUUGGUGGUGGAAUUCCAAGCCGGCCGCGAGCGGCGAGAAUCCUUUGCCCAGCUCAUCGACCCAAAAUGAAGAGCCGUCGCCUCCAGCAGCUGCUGAACCGAUCGCAGAACCCGUCAAGCGGACCCUGUCCCCAGAAGAGCAAAGCAAUCUGGAGCUAAUGGAGCUUUUGAAAGAGUUUGAGGCACAAUCAAAUGCUGAACAGGAUCAAAGAACUAGAGCAAAAGAGCCGGGAGCAUUGAAGCAGUCUGUACCUAUUCCCGCUGAUAUCUCUCCUGACUCCCUCUACCCUACCGAAAUGUCCUGUCAAUCUGCCUUCGAUUACGCCAUGUUCUGCCAGGGCUUUGGUGGGCAAUUCGUGAAUAUCUAUCGAUACGGCUCAUUCAGAUCAUGUUCGAACCAUUGGGAGGAUUUUUGGCUUUGCAUGCGGACGAGGAAUUGGGACAAACAGGAUCGAGCAAAGGCCAUUCAAGACCACUAUCGAAAGAAGGCUGUCCAAUGGAAAACCGGACCCAGCAGUGAAGAUGUAUGGGAAGUUAGAGAACACCCAGUGAAAGAUGCAUUCCAAGGAAAUCUGGAAGAACUUGAAGCACGAAUCGCCGAGUGGCAGAAGGCCAAUCCAGACCGAACCGCGUCAAUGUCCACGCUAUCGCAGUCACCACUACGGGCACCCAAACUUGAUCCUACCGGAAGCAAUCCCAGCAAUGCACGGUAA
Rhinocladiella mackenziei CBS 650.93 is the source of this 717-nucleotide messenger RNA. RefSeq lists its product as uncharacterized. The transcript has a single exon. NCBI's taxonomy places the organism in Eukaryota, Fungi, Ascomycota, Eurotiomycetes, Chaetothyriales, Herpotrichiellaceae. The record is from RefSeq and is a predicted model, not a curated record. The coding region runs from base 1 to 717 and encodes 238 amino acids.